AUGUCGGCGCCUCCCCCCGCUAAACGGCUGGCCGCUUCUUCCCUUCCUGGGUUGUCGCCUUCAGCUUCGCGCCCAGAUGCCUCUUCUCUCUCUGCCGGCUCAACGUUUCCGUCUUCCUCUCCUCAACCUACAGCCUCUGUCUCCUUCUCUUCUCCGGGCGGCGUUCGCCCGUCCGUCCCCGUCGUUUCGUUUCACCAGCCUUCUCGGCCGGGGCCCGUCCUGCUGCCUACAGCGAGUUCCUCGCCCUCCGCCCCGUCUUCCGCUGCGCCUUCGCAAGCGCCGCGGUUCACAGUCUAUGCGUCGACUCGCCAGAACAAGACUUGCCCCUACUGCGGUCCCGCUCGGAACGGAGCCCAGACCAUUGUGUUUGACUCCAGCAGCGGCGACCAGCUGUGCCGCGAGUGCGGCCUGAUCGUCGAGGAGAAGGUUUUGAGUGAAGAACAAGAGUGGCGAAAUUUUUCCGCUGAAGCCGCCAGCAGCAGCCGAGGCGGCGCAGAUCGGAACCGCGUGGGCGACGCGCUCGACGCCUGGCUCGAAGACGGAGGCAUUGGAACGACGAUGCUCGUCGCCUCGAGUGGAGGGCCUCUCGCGGGGAAGGCCGCGUGGAGCGCCAAGAGACUUCAGCAGCUUCAUGAGGCGGCCACGUCGGGUCUCGGCACCGGCGUCGGCAGCGGCGACCGGCAGCUGAAGGUGGCGUUCAACUACAUCCGGCUCAUUGGAGAGGCGUUUGCUCUCAGAGACAAUGUGCUCGAAAGGGCGAAAGAAAUCACCAAGGAUCUGAUGCAAGAUGGCGCCCAGCUCCGCACUCGCAGCAACGCCACGACCAUGCUUGCAAUCAUCUAUUUAGCUUGUCGAGAAGCGGGGGUUACGCGAACAGUCAAGGAACUGGUCGUGUAUGACCGGGCCAUCUCGGAGAAGGAACUGGGAAAGGCCAUCAACCGAAUCAAGAAGCUGUUGCCGCAGCGAGGUGGAGUCAGCAGUGCGGAGUCCGCGACGCAGUUGCUGCCGCGCUACUGCUCACGGCUUCAACUCAGCAUGCAUGUGGCUGACGUGGCGGAACAUGUGGCGAAGAGGGCGACGCAGGUCAUCAUUUCUUCUCACAGACCUAACUCCGUUGCCGCAGCUGCGAUAUGGCUCGUGGUGAAACUUUUGAAUGCAAGCACCAAUCCGAAUUUGCCAAAGGCGUCGGAGAUCGCGAAUGUCACCGGAGCUGGCGAGCACACGCUGCGGUCGAUCUAUAAAGACAUGCUCGACGUCGCUGAGCACCUGCUGCCCCGGGAGUUCCAACCGACAGUCGAAGGCGGCCUUGAGGGUCUGCGAGCGAAAUACUCAUCGCGAAAAAGAAAGGCCGGGGACAUUCCAGUCUAG
This is a messenger RNA of Neospora caninum, 1368 nucleotides long. RefSeq names its product At4g37010, related. Gene Ontology annotation, cellular component: transcription preinitiation complex; nucleus. The coding region runs from base 1 to 1368 and encodes 455 amino acids. The transcript has 3 exons. NCBI's taxonomy places the organism in Eukaryota, Apicomplexa, Conoidasida, Eucoccidiorida, Sarcocystidae. Gene Ontology annotation, molecular function: TBP-class protein binding. The record is from RefSeq and is a predicted model, not a curated record. Gene Ontology annotation, biological process: transcription preinitiation complex assembly; DNA-templated transcription initiation.